This is a messenger RNA of Linum tenue, 2747 nucleotides long. NCBI's taxonomy places the organism in Eukaryota, Viridiplantae, Streptophyta, Magnoliopsida, Malpighiales, Linaceae. The record is from the annotation of a GenBank genome assembly.
AAUCCACCUUCCUUGCUAGCUAACAGCUGCAGGCUCUCUCCACAAAGAAAAGCGGGGAGUUGAAACAGAGAACGGUCCUCUCCCAAUCGUAUAGCGAUCGAGCUAGCUACCAGCAUGUCGCUGAACAUAACAAACAUAAAAACAUCGUCCGAUGGAGCUUGGCAGGGCGACAACCCUCUCAACUCUGCUUUCCCUUUGCUCAUCCUUCAGACCAUCCUCGUCCUCUUCAUCACCCGCUCCCUCGCCUUCCUCCUCCGCCCCCUCCGCCAGCCACGUGUCAUCGCCGAAAUUCUGGGAGGGAUUCUGCUAGGGCCGUCAGCGUUGGGCCGAAACAAGCAGAUCUUCCACCUGGUGUUCCCGUCAUGGAGCACUCCAAUCCUGGAGUCCGUAGCCAGCAUUGGGCUCUUAUUCUUCCUAUUCUUAGUGGGCCUGGAGCUGGACCUGGCCUCAAUCCGCCAGUCCAGCAGGCGGGCCUUCUGCAUCGCCCUCGCCGGGAUCUCGCUCCCUUUCCUCUUCGCCGCCGCCGUCUCCUUCGUCCUCCGCCGAUCAGGAUUCGACGACGAGGUCCCCUACGGCCAGCUCCUCCUCUUCCUCGGAGUCUCCCUCUCCAUCACCGCCUUCCCUGUUCUCGCCCGCAUCCUAGCCGAGCUCAAGCUCCUCACGACCCAAGUGGGCCAGACCGCGAUGGCCGCGGCCGCGUUCAACGACGUCGUGGCGUGGAUUCUCCUCGCGCUAGCUGUGGCCCUCGCUGGGCCCAGUGGGCCCAGCUCAGGCCCACUGGUGUCCGUCUGGAUCCUCGCCUCUGGGCUGGGCUUCGUCGCCUUCAUGCUGGUUGUGGUCCGCCGGGUCAUGGAGUGGAUCGCCAAGAAGUGCUCCUCCCCGGCGCCGGAGCGGGCUUUCGCCGACGAGGCCUACAUCUGCCUGACGCUGGCCGGAGUGAUGGCUUCCGGGUUCAUGACGGAUCUCAUCGGGAUCCACGCGAUCUUCGGCGCGUUCGUGUUCGGGUUGACUAUCCCGAAGGGCGGGGAAUUCGCCGGCAGGGUGAUGAAGAGGAUUGAGGAUUUCGUGACGGGCUUGCUGCUGCCGUUGUACUUCGCGUCGAGCGGGCUGAAGACCGACGUGGCGAAGAUUCAGGGGGCGGAGGCUUGGGGUUUGCUGGCGGUGGUGAUAUCGACGGCUUGCGCCGGGAAGAUACUGGGGACGUUCGCGGUGGCGAUGAUGUGUAUGAUGCCGGCGAGGGAGUCGUUGGCGCUUGGGGUUUUGAUGAACACCAAGGGAUUGGUGGAGCUUAUUGUGCUCAAUAUCGGCAGGGAGAAGAAGGUUCUCAACGACGAGAUGUUUGCUAUCCUCGUCCUAAUGGCACUCUUCACCACCUUCAUGACGACUCCCACAGUGAUGGCCAUCUACAAGCCUUCCCAGACCACCCGCCGCCGGUCGCACGAGCUCCAGGACACUUCCCAGCCGGAGCUCAGAAUCCUCGCCUGCAUCCACAGCUCCAGAAACGUACCAUCCCUAAUCAACCUCAUCGACGCAACCACCAGCGCCGCCGCCAAACCCACGCUCCACCUCUUCGCCAUCCACUUGGUCGAGCUCACGGACCGAUCCUCCUCCAUAAUGAUGGUCCAACGAGCUCGUCGAAACGGCCUCCCGUUCAUCAACUGCUUCACCAUACCGGGGACGAGGAGAGCUGCUUCCUCUUCCAACAACUACCAGAUCGCAGCGUCGUUCGAGUCGUACUGCCACGCCAGCAGGGUCACCGUCCACCACUCCACAGCGAUAUCCGCGCUGCACUCGAUGCACGAGGACAUCUGCCACGUGGCGGAGGACAAGAGGGCGUCCGUCAUCAUCCUGCCUUUCCACAAGCAAUGGACAAUGUCGUCGGGCAGGGGAGGCGGAGAAGGCGAUGGCGACGAUGAGGGAGUAGAGAACGUGGGGAAUGGCUGGAGGGUUGUGAAUAGGAGGGUUUUGGACACCGCCACGUGCUCGGUGGCCGUGUUUGUGGACCGUGGGUUUAGCGGCGGCGGUGUAGAUAGCCCGGAGGCUGCUGCUGCUAAGAAGGUUUGCGUUCUGUUCUUCGGAGGUGCCGAUGACCGUGAGGCUCUGAAGAUCGGGUGUGGGAUGGCAGAAAACCCAGCUGUUAGUUUGACUGUGAUCAGGUUCCUGGGCGACUCGUGCGACGAAUCGGACGAGGCAGUGCUGAGCGAAGCGAAAGUAAACCUCGCGGCGGAGGACGAGUACAUAGAGAAGAAGGUGGCGGCAAAGAAGGUGGUAGAGGAGUUGGUUAGCAUAGUACGGGGAAAGGGUUUUCAGCUUGUGGUUGUGGGAAGAAAUGGGGCUAAGAUAGGAGACAUGGAAGAACAUCAGGCUGAUAAUCCAGAACUGGGCACUGUUGGAGAUAUACUCUUAGCUUCAACAGCAACAGGGACAUCUCUGCUCGUGAUUCAGCACCACGAUGGCAAAGAGAUGAAAGGCAAGGAAUCUGUUGGAGAAUGCUCUGUGUAAUGUGUGUUUUACCCUAAGGGGUGUAAGUCUAUUAAGAUAGACUAGGGGUCGUUAUGUACAAGUGCCAAGGCGUGAAUGCUAAGCCCUGGUGAAAUAGACACAACAACUGUAAGCUGCAUAAAUAAAGCAAGUCCGAGACUCGAGUUGCGUGUUCACACAGUUCGUCGUCAUCGGUUUGUAUACAGUGCAGACAAUACGAUCAAGAAUGGGGAUGAGCAGAGGAUCUGAUGACCCACACAGUGAAG